AUGGCAUCUCCAAAAUAUUUGGGUUCUCGAUUAAAUCCAGCCUUCUCCUUCACAGCUUCACACCAGGAUCUCCCUGAGCCUCCAUGCAUGGACACCCCUGACACACUCCUGGGCCCCACAGCUUACUUAGAUCCAGACUCCCUAAGUUGCCAAUUAAUUGUCAAGUAUCGUGCCUCAUCUGGAAAGUGCUCAGUGAACAAAAUGCCUCUCCUUCAUUUUGAUGAUGAAAAACAGGAGGGAAAUGCCGCUGAAGUGUGCACUGAUUUGCUCCAAAGCCUGAGAGAUAUUUUAGAAGUGAUGUGGAACCUGCAAUCAGGUAAUCACGCCUUACAUGUCACCAUAAUAUCUAAAUAUAAUCAAGGAGAAUUCCUUCAUGGACACUGGGCGAUCAGCACUGAUGAACAGUGUGGCAUCUGCUUUGAUCCAUUUGAUAAGACCUGGAGAGAGAGUCAUUCUGGUGCCAGCUGUGCCAUGGGGCAACUGAAGGAAAACAAGGAACUAGAACAAGGUCUCAGGAAUGUCCUCGUGGGAGAUUUCAGUCUCUGCCUCAAGAAAUUGUCGCCAUACUCCAGAGAAAUGCCAACCUUGCCAACCACUGCUGCACAUGUGGACCAGCCUCCAUCCAUGGCAUGCAAGUCCAACCUCUUUGUUGAGUUGAUAAUGAUAUUGCUCAUCUACUUCCUCUGGCAUGUUUUCUAA
Molecule: messenger RNA, 699 nt
Organism: Mus pahari (shrew mouse)
Lineage: Eukaryota; Metazoa; Chordata; Mammalia; Rodentia; Muridae
Product: histocompatibility antigen 60c-like
Exons: 4
Coding region: 1-699 (232 amino acids)
Source: RefSeq, a predicted model, not a curated record